Cannabis sativa is the source of this 1437-nucleotide messenger RNA. Its product is annotated as membrane-anchored ubiquitin-fold protein 3. The coding region runs from base 654 to 1013 and encodes 119 amino acids. The transcript has 5 exons. The record is from RefSeq and is a predicted model, not a curated record. NCBI's taxonomy places the organism in Eukaryota, Viridiplantae, Streptophyta, Magnoliopsida, Rosales, Cannabaceae. Gene Ontology annotation, molecular function: protein binding.
UAUGACUGAUCGUCUAUCGGUAAAAGCUUCGAUUCCAUCUGAAUUAUUAUCUAUUCUUCUUAGGGAUUACUCAUUAAGAUUAUUUUAUUAGAAAAAACCUAAAUUAUGAUAUUUUUUGAAAAUUAGAGACUAUUUUUAUUUAUGACAUUUGAAUUACUUGUCUUUAUAUUAAGAAAAAAAAUUAAAUUAUUGAAGAAAGAGAGAGAAUUGUAAGAAAAUAAUUUAAUUAUUUAAAUAAGUAAAUAAAAAAGGUUAGGACAAAUCCCAUAACCUUUCCCUUCUUCCCCGCCACUCUGUCUUGUCUACUGUAACUGGCGUCGGAAAUUGUGGUAUCUUUGACCUAAUCACACUUUCUUUCUGAUGCCUUCUACCUCAGGGGUAUGUAAGCGAUUUGAUCCAAUUGGGUCGUAUGAGGUUUUUGGUUUCUUUAAUUGAGAGUCGGAAGCCGGUAAGGCUGUUCAUGUAUAGCUAUAGCAUCUUUCUACGCAGAAAGAGAUUUUUCGCAGAUUCAAAGAGGAGCUAAAAAUAUCAGUCACUUCAGGUUGGAAUUCAGCAGGUGGGUUGGACAAAAUUGAUACUUUGACUGGAAGUAUUGUGCUACCCCUGUCUUUUGGAUCUGUGAAGUUUGGGAUAAGAGCAAAAAGAGGGAUACUAUGGCUGAAGGAGAGGAGCUUAUUCAGCUUAAGUUCCGAAUGUUUGAUGGAACAGAUAUAGGCCAUAGUACUUAUUCAUCAUCUACGACAGUUGCAACUCUUAAGCAAAAGCUAGUGGCGGAGUGGCCAAAAGAUAAAACAAUCGUACCAAGGUCAGUAAAUGAUGUAAAACUCAUACAUGCUGGUAAAGUUCUAGAGAACAGGAAGACACUUUCUGAUUCAAGAAUAACAUUUGGCAACGUACCUGGUGAAGUAAUUACUAUGCAUGUCCUGGUACAGCCCACUCAACUUAAAAAGAAGUCAGAUAAAAAUCAGGAGGACAUGCAAAAGAUUAAUUCAUGUUCGUGUACAAUUCUUUAAACCAGGGAAACAUUUCUUUUUUCGGCUGCCAUUGCCCAUUGAUUGCAUUUUUUUCCUCUCUAGGAAAACCCCCUCUUCUUGGCAUUGAUGGGGUUCUUCUCCUGGUAAAGCAAUAUAUAAUAAUGAUUCUGAGAAACAUAUAUGCGAGUAUUCAUGAUGAUUAAUCUGAAUGAACUUGAGAGUUUCUUCCAUGAUGUUCUGGUACUUUGAUCAAAGCUGUGCAAGUGUUUUUAGUUGUGUGCGUAUAACGUAGCAUAUUACCCUUUUUGUAAUUUGUACUAUCAAUACUUUGAUAGUGCGAGAAAGCCUACUUGAUUUUCUUUUGUAUAGACUGGAAUCUUUAGGCUGAAAACGUAAUCAGAUUCUCUUGCCAAUUACUAACUUUUUGUCAUAAUGAUUAUAUGCCCACAGAAUUGUCAGACCA